Mugil cephalus (flathead mullet) is the source of this 1352-nucleotide messenger RNA. RefSeq names its product cholesterol 25-hydroxylase like 1, tandem duplicate 1 (gene ch25hl1.1). The transcript has a single exon. Gene Ontology annotation, molecular function: steroid hydroxylase activity; C-4 methylsterol oxidase activity; iron ion binding. Lineage: Eukaryota; Metazoa; Chordata; Actinopteri; Mugiliformes; Mugilidae. Gene Ontology annotation, biological process: cholesterol metabolic process; sterol biosynthetic process. The coding region runs from base 290 to 1135 and encodes 281 amino acids. The record is from RefSeq and is a predicted model, not a curated record.
UUUACAAAAUGUUUUUGUCCUAAUUUCUCUCAUGCGUGACAAUUGCUCAUUUUGCGCCGGUUGAUACAUUUUCUGUUCUCCAGCUUAUCGCUUUCGUGCGUGCAAUCAAGGUCUGGACUGGUUUAGUUAAUCUUCUUGUAAAGGUAUUGUUUGAGACAUGGAGCCAAAGGGGAAUAAACCUGCUGGUCCCUUUGAGAGCAAAGUCCCUUCAGUCAAACUCCGCUAUAAGGCUGAUCUUUGCCUUCGCUGAAGGACUUGCAGGAGCAGGCUUCAGUGGUACCACACCAAGAUGAUAAACAUCAGCAUACUUCCUCAGGAGUUCCUGCCCUUCAGGGCAUCGGACCGUGUCCUGCAGCCAUUCUGGGAUUACCUGCUUCUACACCACCUGCCUCUCAUCUCGUCUCCUUUUUUCCAGGUCCUACUUGCCUUUUCCAGCUAUUUGCUUUUCAGUGUACCUUUUGCUUUGCUGGACCUCUUAGGAGAAAGGGUGCCUUUAUUUCAUCAGUACAAGAUCCAGCCAGAGAGACAGCCAACACUGGGAAUGAUGAUAAAGAGCUUCAUGACUGCUCUGUAUAACCACGUCUUCUUUGUCCUGCCAGCUGUAGUAAUUGGCAUGUUCAUCCUGCCACUGCCAGCACUGCCACAGGACGCUCCAACGCUGUAUGAGGUAUUUAUUGAUGGGUUGGCUGCACUGCUCCUCUUUGACACUCAGUACUACAUUUGGCAUUUCAUACACCAUAAGCAUUCGCAGCUUUACCGCUGGAUCCAUGCAGUCCACCACGAAUACAUUGCACCUUUCGCCUUGUCCACGGAGCAGCUCAGCAUCCCAGAGCUGAUGACAGUGGGACUGUGGAGCAACCAGGAUCCGAUACUUUUGAAGUGUCACCCACUGACCACAUGGUGCGUCACCGUUUUCAGCAUCUGGAUGUCUGUAGAGGACCACAUAGGCUACGACUUGCCGUGGAGCCUGAACCGCCUGGUGCCUUUUGGACUAAUGGGCGGUGCGCCGGCUCACGACAUGCACCACCAACGGCCGAGCAGCAACUACGCUCCCUUUUUCAGCCACUGGGACAGAAUCUUUGGCACCGCUGUACCCUUGAGGAAAAAAAUAAAAGCCAUAGAAAAUGACAAGUGAAGGAAAUAUUGUAAAUGUAAAUACUGCCAAUUUUCUUCAUGUCUUGGCGCCUUCUCUUUGUGAAUCUCUUAUUUUUCUAACUUUAUUUAAUGUUGUCUUAUUGACUGUGUGCCGCCUCCUUGCCGACAUGUUUCUCUGUGGAUUGACCCGAUUGAACACAGUUGUUCAAAUGUACAUUUUUUUUGUGGGUUUUCAUUCAAUAAAAGCAUCAUGUUGA